Messenger RNA from Saccostrea cuccullata (small rock oyster), 1685 nucleotides. RefSeq lists its product as uncharacterized. Gene Ontology annotation, molecular function: catalytic activity. The coding region runs from base 123 to 1568 and encodes 481 amino acids. Lineage: Eukaryota; Metazoa; Mollusca; Bivalvia; Ostreida; Ostreidae. The record is from RefSeq and is a predicted model, not a curated record. The transcript has 2 exons.
AUAUGGCGUAAUAUUAUAAUGCUUUCAAAGUUCGUUAAUGUUUUCAUAGUUAUAAAUAAAGAUUCACACUUAUAUAUAAAGAGUGAACUUCUUUUGUCAUUAUCAUAUUGCAGUCGGACCUGAUGCUAAGGGUUAUGGACCCCGGACCACUGUUUUUCAACGACUGCCUAGGGAUGCGACACGAGAGGAAGCUCGGACCGCUGGAGACGAUGUACCACGUGUUUUACACCAGAGGUGUGGACAUCUACGCACAAAUGGCUACCCUUCUGUGUAAAAGACCCGUGGAAUUGGAAGAAGUCAGUGAAGCUAUGGUGUGUUUGUUGAAAAGACAUCCGAUGCUUCGAAUGACAAUCAAAGAAACUGGAGAAGAGUACCCAGACUUUAAGUUUGUUGAAAUGGACCCAGUUAAACUCGAUAUUCAAAUUUCUUAUAACUGUGAUAAGGAAGAACUCUUACACGAAGAAUCGUGUAGGUCCUUCGCAGUUAAGGAUGGCCCAUUAUGGCGACUGACUAUUGUCAACAAUGAAAAGGAGCAGCGCAAAGCUGACACGGUAAAGUCGAGUGAGCACAAUUUCGAGUUUUCAUUCGUGUUCUGCUUUCACCAUAGUUUAGCUGAUGGGAUUUAUCUUAGAACAUUGUUUGCAGAUUUCAUUGAAUUCUUGGAUAUGGUUCAGAAACACUCAAUUGACUCGCGCUUUGUUAAAGAAAUUGAGAUGCUACCAGCCAUAGAAUCCUUGCUCCCUCUAUUAAAUCCCAACCGGAGGCUCAUUUCUUCUGAGUGCAGUAGUGAGGAUAGUGUUAAAAACAUUGACGCCCUCCGCGCAUACGAAGUCCAUUUCAAUCAUGAAAUUGAGCAGCUGAGGAACCGACAGCAAUCAACGAAGUCCAUUAGGUCCAAUUUACCAUCUUCAAAGUCAAAGACCUUUCUUCAUCAGUGUAAACAAAAUCACGUGACAGUUACAGGUGCUUGCAUAGCUGCUUCUUGUAUUGCGUUUUGUCAGUUGAUAAAAGCAUCGAUUCCGAAUGAUGUUAAGGUUUUGAACAUUCCUGUGGAAAUUAUGGUGAAUAUGAGAAGAUAUACCCAAAACAAAAACAUGUAUCUAGCUUACCCGGGUGUGGCUGCAGUUCACCUUCCCCUCACAGUAAAACUACCGCUUGGCGGGAACUUGCAGGAACAUUUCUGGUAUUUAGCAAAACAGUGUACAGACGACAUUAACAACAUGUUAAUUUCAGGCUAUCCACUUGAAUACAUGUCAACGGAAGUUGCCCAAGAAAUCAACAAAGAGCCCCAAACAGGGAAAUCGCCAUAUGUACUUUGCAUAACCAAUAUGUAUUCAGUAGACGGAAUCGUGAAACCCAACCAACGACCUCGGUUCCAGUUGAAGGAAUUUCCCGCCAUGACCCAGAUAGGUAUCGAUGAAAUGCCGAUAUUCUACGUGGGGAUUUUAUCGAUGGCACAAGAACUUCACCUUGAUAUCGGACAUUGUCAGCGAUAUACAUCACAAUCAACAGCGGCCAAAUUCUCCUGGAAUGUUGUAUCCAUGUUACAAAAAUUCAGCAGUUUGUGAAACGACACAGUUGAAGAGUGAUAUUCUGCGGAAAAGCUUGAUGAAGCCGGCAUUCCUUCUAAAAUCGGAUUCAAAUGCACUCCAUCCGUUCAUUUUCUUCCCAUGACAAAAUAUUUU